AUGGGCUGGUACUUGUCAGUGAAGAUUAGUGUGCUAAAGGUGCUGAAGACAGCAGCCCAGACCUGCUGCAAGCUUUCUCCCUCACCCACCUCCCUUGGCAAGAGUCCCCUCAGCCUCCCCGGUUCGCUCCGAGACCCCUCGCUCCUGCCCCCGGGGACGCCGGGGCUGGGUCGCGGCUGUUGCGCUCGCACUGAACGUGAGGAGCUGAGAGAUCUGGCAUCCAAACACCCAAAUCUGGUUCUUGUAAAGCUGGAUGUCGAAAACCCCUCGGCUAUCACCGAUGCGGCCAAGGUGGUGGAGGGGAAGCUGGACGGAAUGGGGCUGAACCUGCUGAUAAACAAUGCUGGCAUCUACACCCCCACGGCCUCACUGGAGACAGUCGAUGCUGAGGACAUGGUCAGGACAUACAAGACCAAUGCAGUGGGGCCAAUGCUGAUGGCCCAGGCCUUCCUGCCUCUGCUGAAGAAGGCUGCCCAGGACAGCAAAGAAAAGGGUCUGAGUUGCAGCAAGGCAGCCAUCAUCAACAUCUCCACCAUUUUGGGGUCCAUCAAGAAAACACCUGAUUCCUUCUUCCGCCCUGUCAUCUCCUACCGCUGCAGCAAGGCUGCCCUCAACAUGCUGACCAUGUGCCAGGCUCUGACCUACAAGGAAUCUGGGAUCCUGUGCGUGGCACUGCACCCUGGCUGGGUGAAAACAGACAUGGGCAGUCAGGAGGCUGACUUAACAGUGGACACAAGUGUGCGGGGGUUGUUGUCUGUGCUGCCAAUCCUUUCUGAGAAACACAGUGGGACUCUGCUCAACUGGGAAGGUAAAGCUAUCCCCUGGUGACUGCUCUGUCCCUGCGAGGGACUCCACAGUGCCACGGGACUCCCUGAGUUCAUGGGUGCACCAGGGUGCUCAGCCCUCUGUGGUCUGCAAGGAACCUCCUUGGGACUCCAGUGGGUGGGCAGGGUGUGACCCCUGCUUUCACCUUGCUAAUAAAUAAAGUCAAUUACUAUCUGUGCCUUCUCCCA
This is a messenger RNA of Cyanistes caeruleus (blue tit), 1013 nucleotides long. NCBI's taxonomy places the organism in Eukaryota, Metazoa, Chordata, Aves, Passeriformes, Paridae. The record is from RefSeq and is a predicted model, not a curated record.